Endocarpon pusillum Z07020 is the source of this 333-nucleotide messenger RNA. RefSeq lists its product as uncharacterized. Bases 1 to 333 code for a protein of 110 amino acids. The transcript has a single exon. Lineage: Eukaryota; Fungi; Ascomycota; Eurotiomycetes; Verrucariales; Verrucariaceae. The record is from RefSeq and is a predicted model, not a curated record.
AUGCCCCAGCAUAUGGUAAUAGGCCGAUAUAUGGGCGUACGCCGUGUCGACUUAUCAGCUCUUAUGCUACCGCCCUUGGUGUUGGGAGACGAUAUAACCCUUGACUCCUCGAACGAGGUCGAAACCUACCUGGCACGCAUGAAUAAUGAGCAUCUAACCCCUGAAGUCAAAUCUAUCCUACGACAGAUGCUCUCUAGAGAUCCAAGAACUCGGAUCUCCGCGGCGGACGCCCUGGAAACCGAAGCCCUCCGAUGUAUCAUCUCUGUUGACAAUAGAGGUUCGGGAGACGACCCUGGGGCUGAAGGUAAAGGUCAUAAGAGGAUACGGACAUGA